This is a messenger RNA of Solanum tuberosum (potato), 1543 nucleotides long. RefSeq lists its product as uncharacterized. The coding region runs from base 391 to 1368 and encodes 325 amino acids. Lineage: Eukaryota; Viridiplantae; Streptophyta; Magnoliopsida; Solanales; Solanaceae. The transcript has 5 exons. The record is from RefSeq and is a predicted model, not a curated record.
UUUGUGAGCGACACUCCUAAUAUGAUUUUUUUAAUUCUUAAGGUGAAAUAAUCGUAAUCAUCCCACCAAAACUCCUGCACGUAUAGUUUGUAGACAUAUAGUAGCAGUACUUCAGCUCCUAAAUUAGGUACUGUUUCUUUACACUUUCAGUGUAUAUAAAGCAAACCCUUACAACAAUUAUUUAUCAUAGUCCCCUGCAUUUUUUUUUAAUGCAAAAGCAAGAAAAUCAGAUUAGAGCUCUGUCUGAUCUUGCUACUUGCAGAUAAACCAAAUAUUUCAUGUGGCCCAAUUUUUAGUUCUUUUUUUUUUCAUUGACCAAUUUCAUUUAAACAUGGCAUUAUAAUUUUUUUUUUAAAAAGUUGAAGUGUCAUCAAAGUGUUCAUUACCAACAUGGAACAAUCAAGAAAACAAGAUGAAUCAGAGUUCAACUUAAGGGAAUGGGCUCUUAAGGCUAAACUAAACAGAGAAAAAACCAAUUCAAGAAGGUACUCUGCAUCUUAUAUUAGAAGUUUUAGAGAAGAGGCAAAAUCUUUUAGAUCAAAUGUAACAAUUUCAAGUACUGCUUCCUCUCCUGGCUACACCUUAAGAGAGGAAAUUGAUCCAUCAAAAUAUUCUUUUACCACUGCCCUCAAAGCAUUACAGGCAAAAACAAUAUAUAGUUGGGAAUACAUGUCACCAGAUGGUUUGGCUUUGAAUUCGAAAUGGAAUGAAGCUGAGAAAUAUAUAUGUAAUCCAUUGUCAGGGGAAGUUCCUUUAGAAUGUUUGUCUGCAAAAAUACUAAGUGGAAGAUCAUUUAGACAACCAUCAAGCAGAAUUACUAUUUCAGGUCCUCUUAUUUAUCCUUCUCAGAUUCAGAGUACACCACAAGUCCAAACAAAGCACCAUGUGAAAAAACCUUCUUUUUCUACACAUGAAGAAGUUGAAAUCAAAAUCCCAACCAAAGAGAAGAAAGAAGUUAGCAUUACAAGAGAUGUGGGAACACAGAGCAUUUCAGCUUAUGUAAGUUCAAGUAGUCCAAGUCCUGCUCCAACUCCAUCAAUUGAAGAAAUGUCUAUGAAGCUAAGUGAAGCAGCUGACUCCUCAACUAUGACUACUCCAUCCAUUAAAGAAAUUUCCUCAGAUCACUCUCCUGUCACUACUCCUAAAUUAAAAUCUGAGCAAGAGGUGGAAAUGAAAGAAAUAGGAGAAGAAGACACAAAAAGAAAUGAAGAAAUUCAAGAAGAAGGAGAGAGAAAGAAAGUGAAAUUGGGUGGGGGGUGUUUGUCAUGGAAGAGUUUGUGGAUGAGAAGAACAAGGCAGAGAGAGAAGCAUAAAUCAAGAAACAACAACAUUUUUCUUUGCCAUAUAAAUGGAUGUUAUAAACACUAAAAUUCAAAAAAUAAUAAAAAAAAAACAUGUCCUUGGGGAUAGAAAGAUUCUCUUUCCAUCACACCCUUUGUCUAUUCUUAGAUUCUAGUAUAUCUACCAAGGAUCUAUAAAACAUGCAUGUCUAUUCUAAUAUCUUGUCAUGAACAUUUUUUUAUAGAGCUUUAAAUUAUCUUGA